AUGGCGCGAGAGGCGUCGUGGAGCGACGGGCCCGACGGCGCUCGGAGAAGAACCCCCCCGGACGCGCCGCACGGGCCGGUCGUCGCGCUGUACGACAAGUGCGUCGCGACGCUCCCGUCCGUCCCGGGGGUGCGGCCCGUGCACGACGACCACGUGCGCGCGAUCAUGCCGUACCUCGAGGCUGUCACCGCGCGCGACCUCGCGCUCGAGGUGCCCGACGAGGCGAAGACGCCGCCGUCGACGUCGACAUCGCGAUUGGACCGCGCGGGCUUGCGCGGCGGCGGCGGCGGCGGCGGCGGCGGCGACGGCGACUUCUUCCGCCGGGGAGAGAGAGAGAGAGUCGGCGAGAGAGAGAGAGAGAGGUCGUCGCCGUCGUCGUCCCCCGAGCCCGGCGCUCGACGCGGGCUGGAGUACCUCCACCUCCACGAGGACCUCGCGUUCACGCUCGGCGUCUUCAAAUUCCUCGCCGCCGGCGACGCGAUACCGACGCACGACCACCCGGGGAUGACGGUCAUGUCCAAAAUUCUCUACGGCGCCGUUCACGUGAAAUCGUACGACUGGGUCGUCGCCCCGGAGGACGAAGGGAAGCCGCCGCCGCCGGUCCCGGUCGGGACGCCGAGGCUCGCGAGGGUGGUGCGCGACGGUGUCGUCGCCGCGGGGACGACGCCGCUCGCGCUGUUCCCGACCCGCGGAGGGAACGUCCACGGGUUCACCGCGAUCACGCCGACGGCGAUGUUGGACGUCCAGGCGCCGCCGUACGCGCUCGGCGCGGGGAGAGACUGCCAUUACUUCCACGAGGUGAGCGAAGGGCCGGGAGGGGAGCCCGCGGGCGCCGGCUACGCGUGGCUCGCGGCGGCGCCGUCGCAGCCGGAGAGUUUCCGCAUCGAUCACGGGACGUACCGAGGGCCGAAGUUCGGGAGCAACGCGACGGAGGGGGGGUACUACACGUACGAGGGGGGUCACAUGAUGCACUGA
Messenger RNA from Micromonas pusilla CCMP1545, 975 nucleotides. RefSeq lists its product as uncharacterized. Gene Ontology annotation, molecular function: oxidoreductase activity, acting on single donors with incorporation of molecular oxygen, incorporation of two atoms of oxygen. The record is from RefSeq and is a predicted model, not a curated record. The coding region runs from base 1 to 975 and encodes 324 amino acids. The transcript has a single exon. Lineage: Eukaryota; Viridiplantae; Chlorophyta; Mamiellophyceae; Mamiellales; Mamiellaceae.